AGGGUGAGACAGGACCUGCAGUGGCCUAUGCUGGCUCAGAGUCAGUUCUCAACGACACGGACUACAUGGAAUAUCCUGACCUUCAGAUGUUUCCGGCUAUUGGCGGGGCAAUCGUCAUGGCUUUCAACCUACCCGGGGUGUCCAACCUAAACCUAAAAAUGAGUGACAUCGUGGGCAUCUACAACGGGUCUAUCCAGCACUGGAAUCAUUCGUCUCUUGUCGACAGCAACCCCGGCACCAAGAUGCCGGCCCAACCCAUCCAGGUGACUGCUCGACGGGACAAGUCUGGAUCCACAGAGCUCUUCACCUCCUGCCUCAGCGCCUCCGAUCACAAGCUGGAAAAACACGUUUGGGACCUUCAGUGAAGGCUUGAGGGACGAUGACUCACCUUAUGUGUGGGACCCACAGGUAGUCACGCUGUUUGGAGAGACCAACAGAGGAGUGUCUGGUCUCAUCCUGUCCACGAAGUACUCCAUAGGUUACUUGGGGCACAGCGAUGCUGUCACUGGGAAGCUGCCCUACGCCAGGGCUGCAGAACAAAGCUGGAAACUUUGUGGAUGCCACACCAGUAAAUGUCAGAAGUGCAAUGGAUGACUUUGCCGGAACAUUCACCGACCGCAUGACCACAUCGCUAGUUAACCCACCCGGAGCUUUCUCCUACCCGAUUGCCUGCCUAUAGUUACCUCAUUGUGAGGAAAACAACGAUGACAGACUGUGUUGUUGCGCGAGAACUGGUGCGGUACAUCGAGUGGUUCUACACGGACACCAUUCCCCGCACGGAAUGUGAGAACCUGCACAUGGUGCCUGUGACAACCACAGUGUCCAGUCUGGUCAUCGACAAGGUGCUGAAGACGAUGACGUGUCAGGACCACAAUGUCUACAGUCUGGUGCUUGCUGACCUCCAGUACGAAGAGAUCGCAUCUCAGGAGUGGAGACUACCCGUCUUCAUAACGGUGCCUAUUUUCAGCUUACUCUUCAUUUGCUUGCUGCUGUACAUGGUUCGGGACCAAAUUCGUCUCAACCGAGCCCUUCUUACGGAAUGAGUGGAAAAUAAACAGCGAUGACAUCGUCUUCGAUGGCGAACAGGACAACGAGAACAGCCAGUCGUUUGGUUCGAAAGCUGCGAUGAAUGGCUCAAGAAAUAAAGUCUAUCCAUCCAUCAUCUCUCUGGACUCGGACAACUCCCACCUGCAGGCCAUGUCCAUGAGGGCGGGAUUCCGCACCGGCAGGUGGCGGGGGCGGCGCGUGCUGCUGGUGGAGCAAUACGUCUUGUCACGUGCUGUCAACUUGCGCAUGCGCCGUGCCAUUCUGUGGAUGCGCGAUCAGGUGCGUCACGCAAACAUUAGCGAGUUUUGUGGACUGCUCCUACAGGACGGGCUGUACUCUACAGUCAGCAACUAUUGCUCCAAGGGAGACCUACAGAACCUCCUUCAUGGAACAAGGUACAACAUUGACAACAACUUCAAAGUUCUCCUUAUGUCUUGGUAUCGCGAAAGGUAUGGCGUACCUUCACAGUCAGAAACUCAUUCACGGCUCCCUGACUUCAAGCAAAAUUUUCAUCGACGAUUUGUGGUCUGUGAGGGUGAGUAGUUGGGAGGCUCACACACUGGCCGGCUAUCAAGGUAAGAGUUUACCGCCCCCUGACAUGGGAAUUGACGAGUGGGCCAAGGAGGAGUUCUGGACAGCACCUGAGCUUCUGAAGGGCCGGACGCCUCCCACAACCCACAGCGACGUCUACAGCUUUGCCAUCGUCAUGCAGGAAAUUUUUUCCCGUGACAUUCCGUACGCAGAACAAAGCAACUUUCAGUCCCCGAGAGACACUCUGGAACAGAUUGUAACCAUUUCUCUGCGGCCGGUGUUUACGGCAGACACACCCCUGGGAGCCCGAGACAUCAUGCAGAGAGCCUGGGACAUGGACCCCCUGGGGCGUCCCUCCUUCCAAAGUAUGGUGGGCUCUAUCAGAAAAGCAUGUCCUAAGAUCAGGUCUGUCAUGGACAGCAUGAUGGACUCACUCACUCAGUACGUGGGCGAGCUGGAAGAGAACAUACAAGUGAUUCACCGAUCACUGGAAGACAAAGCCAAGGCAAAUAAUAACAGUCCUGUAGAUGAGAGUCAGGCGAGCACAGACAAGACGGAAGUUCUCUCCAGGUUUCGGUCACUUCCGCCGGAAGUUGCGAGGAUGCUGGGACACAAGCAGUUACAGACCCAGUUGUAUGAGUGUGUUACAGUGUUGGUGUCAUGUCUACACGGGAUGGACAAGUUACUGAGAGUGUCUACUCCUCAGGAUAUUACUGACAUGCUGACCGAUCUGUAUCAAGCUGUGGACGGACUACUUAGCGAGAGAAGUGAUGUCCUCAAAGUGCACGUGCUGAACGACUCCUACACCCUCGUAACGGGGCUGCCACAGCGCACGUGCGAUCAUCUCAAAACCAUGGCAACCCUCGCCCUGUCCAUGCUGUCCAUGGCCAGAACUUUUACAAUAAGACACCGGAGGGAGGACAGACUGCGCAUGCGUAUCGGGCUGAGUACCGGAAGUGUCAUUGCUGGGUUGGUGGACAGCAAGCCAAGCCGACUCGUGGUGUUAGGAGAAGCCCUGACUCGAGCUCAGUCGAUGGCGGCGACGAGUCUGCCGAUGACAAUCCAGAUGCCAGAAGCGACGUUUACUCAGAUCAGCGCCCUGAGGACCUUCACCUGCGUGGAGCGCAAGGUCCCGGCACCCGACCAGGACAAAAAACAACCUUCUCCACAAUCCUACUGGUUGAUUGGAUCCAAAACGAUGACGGAUACUUUUUACCCGGAAUCCUUGUGAGCAAAUUAGCAGCUGCUCUGUGUUUUACUUUCCAUUAAACUUCUCAAAUUCCGACAUAGAAUCCAUCCAAGUGCUGCGCGAGUUCCGGGUUCGGUUCCGAUUUCCCCACAAGUUCCAGGGAAAAGCCACCACGAGUACGAAGCAGCUUCAGUGAUGAUAUUUGAGGAGAGGCCUGGCUGAGUCAUCGGUGUUGACCAUCAAGCCAGCCAUGAUUUCUUGUGUUCCUGAUCACAGAUGUACCUUUACCUUUGUCGUGUGCAGAGGCAGAUAACUGAAUGUAGCAUGGAGGACAAAGAGAAAUCGGGGAUAGCCUCAAGAAGCCGAGUAUUCACUUUUGUAAACUCAACAUAGGUGAUCAACACGAGUUUUCUUGUGAAUCCCCCUUUUUCUGCUCAUCCUCGUUAUUAUUAUUAUGAUGAUGAUGAUGAGGAUGAUGAGGAUUAUGAAGAUGAUGAGGAUGAAGAAGAUGAUGAGGAUGAUGAGGAUUAUUAGACAUUAGUCAUUAUUUUGAGAUUUCCGGCUUUGCAUGGUGGUCAAGCUGUCACAGAAUAUUGUCAGAAUAUUCAUAUUUUUGUAAUUCUGUAAGUUUAUAACUCUAACUCUUUAAACUAUAACUGUCAGCUCUAACUGCAAGAAUUAUUUCGCUCACUUGUCUACCAGCCUCUUUGCCCUGUAUCUGUAACUUCUUUCCUUCUUCAGUUUCUAUUCCUCCUGCAAUUUUUUCUCUGUUCUUUUUAUGUUUUGUGUGCGGCCUGGGAUGUCACUGGUUUAUCGUAUGUCCAAAAAGGAAGUUUACCUUUCAUUUGAUAUCAGUUUCUAUAUCGAUGGGACACAAAUUACUGGUUAAACGCCGAAUUUUCCCAUAAUUUAUUUGUUGUGUGUCUGCUUUGCCUUGCUUUGCCUUGCCUUGCCUUAUCAUGAUUGGAAUUCAUACUGCCUGCUGUACAGAAAAGGAAAUGUGAUGAAACAGUCAAGCCUAGUUAAACAUUUUGUGCGAGUGGAGUGGGCACAGAAACCAAGAAAUAUAUGCGAAAGGACAGAAAAAAAUCAACAAUUUCAUUAAAAAAAACCCUAGCUAAUAAAUGAGCGUUGUUGGGACUAUCGAUGAGACAUAAAUUUUUGUACAAGAUUUGUCUAAAUGUAUGUGUAACAACAAAAUACACAAAUGUUGUGUAAGUUAGUUUAUUUUAUUUUGGAUUUUAUUGUUCCUCGCAAAUAUCAUGUUAUUCCAUUUCUUUAAGUCAUUUUUGGGCUGAUAAAUAAAUAAGAGCCUAAUUAUAAUGUACAUCGAAGUAAUUAGGACACGUCAUGCUGUCGAGAAAAUAUUGACUUUUUGACCCCUGAUUUGUAUUGAGAGGCCGAGUCACGAGCGUUUAAAUAAACGGAAGUGAUGUCACCA
Molecule: messenger RNA, 4208 nt
Organism: Pomacea canaliculata
Lineage: Eukaryota; Metazoa; Mollusca; Gastropoda; Architaenioglossa; Ampullariidae
Product: atrial natriuretic peptide receptor 1-like
Exons: 14
Coding region: 1433-2809 (458 amino acids)
Biological process (GO): receptor guanylyl cyclase signaling pathway; cGMP biosynthetic process; protein phosphorylation
Molecular function (GO): peptide receptor activity; guanylate cyclase activity; protein tyrosine kinase activity
Source: RefSeq, a predicted model, not a curated record